AUGCGACGCAGCAAUUCCAAGAGAAACUCUGAUAAAGCCAGCAAGUCGGGUUUGAGCCAUCUGCAAGCAUUGUCCCCACUUCCAACUAAAAACCUUCAUACUGACAAGACCUAUCGAUUCAGGAAUCGCGCACUCUCCAUCCGCUCCAACAAGAGCAAGAACGAGUCCGCAACACCGGCGCGCCAUGGCUUUUCUUUGAGCUCCCUCCGUGGAACUGUCCAGCCCGAGUUGAGCAAGAGACUCUACAAAUUGAUCAAAUCCGAGAACCACCUCAUCCAAUGCUACGAGAGUGCGGGCAAGGAACGGCUUUCCAUAGCCACGCAGCUUUCGGAUUGGGGUGAGGCGACGUCGGAUGAUGCUAUAAGUGAUGUGUCGGAUAAGAUUGGCGUGCUGCUCUCGGAAUUGGGAGAGCUGGAGGAUUUGUAUGCUCAUAACUUGGACGAUAGCAGGGCGAUUUUGAAGGCCAUUCGGAAUACGGAGAAGAGUGUUCAGCCAAGUAGAGACCACAAGACGAAAUUGACGGAUGAGAUUGCAAAGUUGAAGUCAAAGGAACCGGAGAGUGCGAAAUUGGUAAUUCUGGAGCAGGAACUUGUUCGUGCUGAGGCAGAGAACCUGGUCGCGGAAGCACAGUUAACGAAUAUCGUGAGUUGUUCGCUUGGUGGAAACGUAUGUACUGACCUUCUAUAGACCCGUCAAAAGAUGAAGGAAGCUUAUGCUGCGGAAUUUGCGGCCACCAUCGAACGUGCUGAGAAGCAAAUUAUUCUUGCUCGUCAUGGUCGUCGUCUUCUUAACCUUCUCGACGAUACGCCCGUGAUUCCUGGGGACGUCCGUGGAGCGUACGAGCACACCAAUCAAGCACGGCAGAUUCUGAAUGAUGCGGAAGAUGAUCUCAAGGAUUGGCAGCCAGAGUUGGCAGACGUCAGUUCCAAUGCUCAUCUGCAUAAUAACUUAUUUUCAGGUCACCACAACCAAGUCCCAGAAUCGGAAUUGGGGGAGGAACAUCAUACAGAGGAGACGGGUGUCGGACCGGAUGGAAGCCGUGUUAGUAGCGAUACUUCGGUCACUACUGGUCUGCCUCCUGGAAGUUAUGCCCCUAGUGAGGUUGAGACGACGAGAUCGCAAGUCGUCGCUUAGAUGAUUACCUUGUGGUGCGUGGAGAUGUACGGUGUUGUAGGAUCAGGCGGUUUGGGGAAAUUGAUUUUUACAGAGGUGGCGUAGGAGUUUACAAGAACCCUACGUUUGAUGAUAGGAGAGCGGACGUUUAAUGGGCUAGGUGUAUAUCAUUGCUUCGUCGUAGUAUGCG
Hymenoscyphus albidus is the source of this 1303-nucleotide messenger RNA. The record is from the annotation of a GenBank genome assembly. NCBI's taxonomy places the organism in Eukaryota, Fungi, Ascomycota, Leotiomycetes, Helotiales, Helotiaceae.